GUGUAUCUCUGGAGCUAUUAGCACAACUCUACAAUAUUUAUCGCUGACGUGCACAGCAAUGUUCUUUCAUUAGUCUGAGAAAAGUUGCGCUCAAGUGUACAAGCAUGGCCAGCUAUGGCGUACUGACGUUUAUGGUAGUUUCAUCAUUAUGUGUGUUUGUGCAAGGACGGUACAGUCACGUUUCCUGCCAGGUAGUGGAGAACAAAUGGUGCACCGUGCAGCGGCUACGAAUCACAGCACGAACGGAUGUCCGUGGCUUAGUGUUUCCGGAUGAUCGAUACGAAAAAAUCCGCAUCGGCCAGUACUAUGAUUUCGUCAACACAGACAGCACGAUUGUAAUCUUUUCCGGAGAGUUAUUCUACCGUAUGCGCCGCGUUAGAUAUCUACAGAUGAACGGCGUUCGCAUGGUAGGACUCGAUAUGCCCGACACCGUCAUCGAACUGGAUGUGGCUGACAACUAUAUCUCCCGGGUGUACAUAGACCCAGACAAGAGCUACACCCUGCGAAAACUGAUCAUGCGCAACAAUCUUCUCACUAGCAUUAAUGGCUUCAACUAUCUCAACAUGCUCGAGGAGCUAGAUCUGAGCGACAACAUGCUGCAUACGGUGAACUUUGCCGUGUUUUCGUUCAUGCCUUACAUCCGGUUGAUCAAUCUGGCUCGGAACCGCAUUUUCAGCACUACCGCUGGUAAUGGCGUUAUUUCACUUGGCUUCCUUGAACAAGCAAAUCUAGCAGAAAACAUGCUAACAAAACUGGAUGUUGGUGUAUGGCUGUUCCCUUCACUCACAACUUUAAACCUCACCGGCAAUCCUAUUAGACGUUUAUCGUUGUCCAGUCAGCAAUCAUUUCCACGAUUGAAACAAGUUUUGUUAUAAGCUAAUUCGGCCACGAUUAUCCUCAUAGUAAUAGCGAUAGUUUGCAGCUUUAAGCAUGA
This is a messenger RNA of Anopheles maculipalpis, 934 nucleotides long. Its product is annotated as leucine-rich repeats and immunoglobulin-like domains protein sma-10. Lineage: Eukaryota; Metazoa; Arthropoda; Insecta; Diptera; Culicidae. The record is from RefSeq and is a predicted model, not a curated record. The transcript has 2 exons. The coding region runs from base 105 to 875 and encodes 256 amino acids. Gene Ontology annotation, molecular function: protein binding.